AUACAGAAGGAAAAUAACAAGAAUGACAAGAAGAUCCUGGAACUCAUGUCCAACAUCAUCCAGCUGCUGACUGGAGAGGUUGCCAUAAGGACUGAUCAGGUUUCCAUCUAUUUUUCCUUGGACGAGUGGGACUAUAUAAAAGGAAACAAGGACCUUUAUGAGGAAGGAAUGAAGGAGGAGCCACAGCAGCUCCACCCACUGGAUUGCAGCAUUAAUCCACUUACAGAACAGAUACCGGGAACAGAUACACCUACUCCUAUCAUGGGAUGCAACAGCUCGGCAGAGGAUUAUAUUUCAGUUGUUGUUAGAGAGGAAAGGGCUUCAUGGGAAGAAGAGAAGCAACUUGCAGAACAAACACAAGGAACAGAAACAUCGACUCUCAUGGGGCAGAGCAAGAACAGUAGCUUGUUCUGCAAGAUAAAUACAGUUACAGGACAGAUAUUGCAGACAGAUAAACAAGAUGAUUAUAUAUCAUCUGUUAUUAAGGAGGAGUCAGCUUCAUGUGAAUGGGGGAACCCCAUUGAAUCAGAAUGCAAUGAGCGCCAUAAACAAUGUAUUCAUAAUAGAGACUUUGAUAACCAUGAAAAAAAACACAAAAGAAAGAAAACUUUUUCUUGUUUGGAAUGUGGAAAAUGUUUUCUAAUCCAAUCACGCCUUAAAGCUCAUCACAAAAUCCACAUGGGAGAAAAACGUUUUUCUCGUUUAGAAUAUGGGAAAAGUUUUUCAAACAAAUCACUCCUUAGAAAUCAUCGCAGAACCCACACAGGAGAGAAACCAUUUUCUUGUUCUGAAUGUGAGAAAAGUUUUUAUACUUUAUCACAACUUACUGUCCAUCAACGACAAACCCACACAGGAAAGAGAAAUUUUUCUUGUUCAGAAUGUGGAAGAUGUUUUUCAAACAAAACACGCCUUAGAGAGCAUCACAGAACCCACACAGGAGAGAAACCAUUUUCUUGUUCUGAAUGCGGGAAAUGUUUUUUUACUUCAUCAGAACUUACUCUCCAUCGACGACAGAUCCACACAGGGGAGAAACCUUUUUCUUGUUUGGAAUGUGGAAAAUGUUUUUCAGUUCGAUCACGCCUUAAAGCUCAUCAGAAAAUCCACACAGGGGAGAAACCUUUUUCUUGUUCAGAAUGUGGACAAGGUUUUUCACAUCAAUCACGCCUUAGAGAGCAUCACAGAACUCACACAGGAGAGAAACCUUUUUCUUGUUCUGAAUGUGAAAAAAGCUAUGUCACUUCAUCACAACUUACUGUUCAUCAACGACGAACCCACAUAGGAGAGAAACCUUUUUCUUGUUCAGAAUGUGGGAAGUGUUUUUCAUAUAAAGCAGACUUUACAAACCACCACAGAACUCACACAGGAGAGAAACCUUUUUCUUGUUCUGAGUGUGGGAAAUGUUUUAACACUUCAUCAGGACUUCAGGUUCAUCGACGACGAAUCCACACAGGAGAGAAACCUUUUUCUUGUUCAGAAUGUGGGAAAUGUUUUGCCACUUCAUCACAACUUACUGUUCAUCAACGACGAACCCACAUAGGAGAGAAACCUUUUUCUUGUUCAGAAUGUGGGAAGUGUUUUUCAUAUAAAGCAGACUUUACAAACCACCACAGAACUCACACAGGAGAGAAACCUUUUUCUUGUUCUGAGUGUGGGAAAUGUUUUAACACUUCAUCAGGACUUCAGGUUCAUCGACGACGAAUCCACACAGGAGAGAAACCUUUUUCUUGUUCAGAAUGUGGGAAAUGUUUUGCCACUUCAUCACAACUUACUGUUCAUCAACGACGAACCCACAUAGGAGAGAAACCUUUUUCUUGUUCAGAAUGUGGGAAGUGUUUUUCAUCUCAAGCAGGCCUUAAAAAUCAUCACAGAACCCACAUGGGAGAGAAACCUUUUUCUUGUUCUGUAUGUGGGAAAUGUUUUAAACAUAGCAGUAGUCUAAAAAUGCACUUUCAGAUUCACACAAGAGGAAAACCAUAAAGCUUAUUGUCAUUGUGUGAUGUCAAACAUCAAUUAUAUCUUAAUAUGCAUGUCUGAAUUGUUUUGCCACAUCAUCUGAUCUGUUUACAUGCAAUAAAUCCACACAGGGGAGAACCCAUGUUCAUGUUCUGAAUGUGGGAAAUGUUUUGCACUUAACCAUAGUCUUAAUGAGCAGAUUUAUCAAAGGUUUUAUAUCAAAAUGUAUGUGACUUUUUUUAAUCUAAUAA
Xenopus laevis (African clawed frog) is the source of this 2204-nucleotide messenger RNA. RefSeq names its product oocyte zinc finger protein XlCOF7.1-like. The record is from RefSeq and is a predicted model, not a curated record. NCBI's taxonomy places the organism in Eukaryota, Metazoa, Chordata, Amphibia, Anura, Pipidae. The transcript has 3 exons. The coding region runs from base 46 to 1977 and encodes 643 amino acids.